GUCUGGAGAAAGUGACAAAGAGGAACCAACAACUCAACAACUAAACGCAGGAGCCAUUUUUCUGAACCCGAAUCCGCCGCUUCCUCCCCCCUCAAGGCUCCCAACCCACCGCCGGCCCAGCCAACGGACUACCCCACCUGGUGCCAUCCAUCGGAACAACUCUCUCCCUACCUCAUCGGCCUUCCAGACGCCGUACAUUUCCCCUUUACCUCCCCCGCCUUACCUCGUCUCGCUUCCUCCCAAUAUCCUCCCCGAUCCUUUCUUCUCGAGUUCAUCAUGUCCGACUUGCAGGGUCGCAAGAUCUUCAAGGUCUUCAACCAGGACUUCAUCGUUGAUGAACGCUACACUGUCACCAAGGAACUGGGUCAGGGCGCAUACGGUAUCGUCUGCGCUGCCACCAAUGGCCAGACUGGCGAGGGCGUCGCCAUCAAGAAGGUUACCAAUGUUUUCAGUAAGAAGAUCCUGGCCAAGCGCGCCUUGAGAGAAAUCAAGCUCCUUCAGCACUUCAGAGGCCACCGCAACAUCACCUGCUUGUACGACAUGGACAUUCCCCGCCCGGAUAACUUUAACGAAACGUAUCUGUACGAAGAAUUGAUGGAAUGCGAUCUGGCCGCUAUCAUCCGCUCUGGACAGCCCCUAACCGAUGCUCAUUUCCAAUCCUUCAUCUACCAGAUUCUCUGUGGUCUCAAGUACAUCCACUCGGCCAACGUCCUGCACCGAGAUCUGAAGCCCGGUAACCUCCUGGUCAACGCUGACUGCGAGCUGAAGAUCUGCGAUUUCGGUCUGGCCCGUGGUUUUUCGAUCGACCCUGAGGAGAAUGCGGGAUACAUGACAGAAUAUGUUGCGACAAGAUGGUACCGUGCGCCAGAGAUCAUGUUGAGCUUCCAGAGUUACACCAAAGCCAUCGAUGUCUGGUCUGUUGGCUGCAUUCUGGCCGAGCUCCUGGGUGGUCGUCCUUUCUUCAAAGGUCGCGAUUAUGUUGAUCAGCUCAACCAGAUCCUCCACUAUCUGGGUACUCCAAAUGAGGACACUCUUAGCCGCAUCGGCUCCCCUCGCGCCCAGGAAUACGUGCGCAACUUGCCUUUCAUGCCCAAGAUUCCCUUCCAGCGUCUCUUCCCCAACGCCAACCCUGAUGCUCUCGAUCUGCUCGAUCGGAUGCUCGCUUUCGACCCGUCGUCGCGUAUCUCGGUCGAGGAGGCUCUGGAGCACCCCUACUUGCAUAUCUGGCACGAUGCCUCGGAUGAGCCAACCUGCCCGACGACCUUCGACUUCCACUUCGAGGUUGUCGAUGAUGUGCAGGAGAUGCGCCACAUGAUCUAUGACGAGGUCGUGCGUUUCCGGGCUCUGGUCCGGCAACAGUCGCAGGCGCAGGCCGCCGCGGCGCAGCAGCAGAUUCAGCAGCAGACCAACGUGCCCAUUCCCGAUAACCAGCAGAGCGGGUGGAAGCAUGAGGAGCCCAAGCCUCAGGAAGCGCUCGCCGCAGGCGGUGGUCACCCCAACGAUCUGGAAUCGUCGCUGCAGCGGGGUAUGGAUGUGCAAUAGACGAUCACUAGUCCGUGACUCAUCAGCUGCGUGCCUGCCACCGCAUUCCCAUUCUUUACAUACUGUGUACAUGUCAUGUCUGGCUGACGACUGUGGGGGAAGUGUCCCGAGUGCUUGACAUUGAAUAUAAUCAUCAUCGUUCUGGAAGUCGCGGGCGUUUCCUGGACUACCUACCGCCGCCAUCCGAUAUCAUCCAUAUCGCUAUCUAUCAGUUAUCCUGUCUUGUGCUAUGCCCCUAUCCCAAUCUGC
Molecule: messenger RNA, 1791 nt
Organism: Aspergillus ibericus CBS 121593
Lineage: Eukaryota; Fungi; Ascomycota; Eurotiomycetes; Eurotiales; Aspergillaceae
Gene: mpkA
Product: mitogen-activated serine/threonine-protein kinase SLT2
Exons: 5
Coding region: 277-1542 (421 amino acids)
Biological process (GO): intracellular signal transduction; protein phosphorylation
Cellular component (GO): nucleus; cytoplasm
Molecular function (GO): ATP binding; MAP kinase activity
Source: RefSeq, a predicted model, not a curated record